AUGCAUCGUCUUUUUGCUGAGCUGGAGCUAUCUUUAACCGUCACAGAGCAAAACCUGGCAGAUCGAGUUCGGUAUAUCUUGCGCUCAAAUAUAUUUGAUGUCGCCGAACUCGAACGGCUACGAUGUGAGGCUUUUCCCUCGUCGGAUGAGAAUGCUACGGCUGAGGAUGCGGCACCACAAAUGGUAGAGCAACCCGCAAACGUGGAUGCUGCCGUGAAUACCCCAGUUGUGGUUGAUUCAAACGAUGAUGGAACAGUCGCCCGGGAACUGGAAUUAGAGCAUAUGAGGAGUACAUUGGAAGAGGCGAUUGUGGAAACGCGCAGUACGCCUCUUGAAAAUCGACCGCGACUUCCCCGCAUAGCCCUAAGCAAGCGGAAUCGGGGUGUCGUGAGGGCUCUGAACCCAAUGCUGGUGACCUAUUUGGAAGCCAGCCGGGACCUUUGCGAGACGGACUCAAUUCUUUUUGGCGCCGCGCUGGCAGUCUGCCGUAUCAUAGGCGCCAAGGUUUCCACGGCUGGACGCGCUACUGGCCAUAGUAGCGCUAUCCCAGCAUGGAGAAGAAGAAUUGAGGAACGUAUCGCAAAGGCUAGAGCUCUCAUCGGCAGACUGAUAUGCUUCAGAUCAGGCAUCAACAGGCCAAGAAUUGUGCGCACCGUCAGGAUGGCGUUUGCUGGGACAAAUGUCAGUUUGUUCCAGCCGGAUAUAACGCAAAAACUGACGGAGCGCAUAGAUGAUCUGAAGCAGAGAAUCGCUGCUUGGGGAAAGCGGAUUCGGCGAUAUACCGAGAGGUCGACACGGUUCAACCAGAAUCGUCUCUUCCAGAGUGAUCGGAAGAGGCUCUAUGAAUCAUUGGAGCGACCAAUGGUAAGUGGAACGGGUCCAGCACCGAAUCAGGCCGACACUGUAGCAUUCUGGCGCGGCCUGUGGUCAGAGCCCGUAAACCACAGCGAGGGCCCUUGGACGGAAGUUGUGGCGAGUCAGUGUGCGGGUGUUACGCCCAUGGACCCCGUCAUCAUAACGCCGGAUGACGUAGCUGAGGCGGUCCGUAGGGCCCCGAACUGGAAAAGUCCGGGGCUUGACGGGCUGCAUCACUACUGGCUGAAGGGGUUCAUGGUGUGUCACUCUGUGCUCGUCCGACAGGUUCAAGAGGCUCUCAACCAGAAGUCGCUCCCAAGCCUCUUCACUACUGGGAUCACUCAUUUGGUUCCUAAAGACCAGGUUAAGGAAAUUUUGUUUUGGAAUUCUGUAAUCGUCUUCAAUGGCUUUAGCAACAUUUUGAACCUCUUCAACAUGAACAACUUCAUAACCACGUUAUUCAGCUACAUCGUACUUAUCAAGGCCGCUCAGCAGCAACCGGUCAACAUUUUGGAGACUAUCGGCCAAGGUCUCCAGAAAGAAAUCUCACCUAUUAAGCAGCCCAUAGAUGAAACAAUAGCUGCUAUAGGAUCCGAGAAAUGUGCCAACGUCAAGAAGAUACUUGGUGUAGCGUACGAGCAGCUGGAAGGCGUGCGAGAGCCUGACUUAAAUGCACUCACAGUUAUGGUUAAAACUCGAGCCAGCAACCUAACAUACAACAUCAGCGAGGCGGUCGAUUACAUCACCCAAGCGCGCAGUUACGACCCGGGCCACAAGCUCAUCAUCUUCGUACACGGCUUCACCGACGACCCCACCAAGGAAAGCUUUCUCAACAUCAGCGAGGCCUUCCUAAGUAAAGGUGAGGUUUGUGUGAUGGCUCUGGAUGGCAGUUCCCUAAUCCGCUGGCUUUACCUUCGGUCCACUACAUAUGUAAGGUUUAUGGGCAGAAAAGUAGGAGAGGUGCUCGCUUCUAUGGUUAAUAAAGGCACAAACGCGUCAACGAUCCACAUGAUCGGGCACAGUUUGGGCGCGCACAUCUCCGGGUUCGCCGGCAAGACAUUGGAGCGGUUAACUGGCAAACGGUUGGGCCGGAUAUCUGCGCUGGAUCCUGCCGGUCCCUGCUUCAGCCACGUGUCACCAGAGCUGAGGCUCAAAAACACGGACGCUGACUUUGUGGAUGUCAUCCACACGGACAGUGGAGUUUAUGGGCUGAAAGAUUCUAUAG
This is a messenger RNA of Parnassius apollo (apollo), 2080 nucleotides long. Lineage: Eukaryota; Metazoa; Arthropoda; Insecta; Lepidoptera; Papilionidae. The record is from the annotation of a GenBank genome assembly.